AUGUCCGGCGCUCGCAUCCCAAGACCUGCUGCUCGAUACAGAGCUGGAAAAGCAGUAUCAGAAUCAUCUUCCAGUUCUUCUGAAAGUGAUUAUGAAGAAGAAGAACUAGUCGUUGAAGAACGUCAUGAAGAGCAACAAACAACACAAGUGACAGUUUCAUCUAAUAUAAAACACGAAGUUCAACUUCAUACGGAGAAUGCUUCCGAAACAUCACCUAGUAACAUAGUCAAAGAUCGGACAAUUGAGUUCAAUCAGUCACAGCCUGCUGAAUCGGCAGAAUCAAGCAGCGAGUAUGAAACUGAGAACGAAGCGUCCUCAGACGAGAGCGAGGAGUCUUCGGAAGAAGAAUCUUCUGAUGAAGAACCACGAAGAGUUAUUCCUGCGAGACCCGUGUUUUUUAGCAAGAAGAGAUCCGGUAGUGAAAGCACUCAAACAACACAGUCCAGAGAAGAUGUCUCACGGCAGAUUCUCGAAGAGACAAUCAAAAACGAGCUCCAGCAAAAGGAGCUGUUAAAACAACAAUCCAUUAUUACUUCGGUCGACGACACAGAUGGCUUAGAUCCCGAAGGUGAAUACGAAAGUUGGAAGUUACGAAAGCUUCAACGUAAGAAACGCGACAAGGAACGUCUUAUCCGGAUGGAACGUGAGCGCGAAGAAGUCGAGGCACGUCGUUUGAUGAAUGCAGAGGAGCGAGAUGCCGAGGACAUGGAAGCCGCUGAGCAAAGCAGACGGAAAGAAAAGUCCAAGAUGAGUUUCAUGCAAAAAUACUAUCAUCGUGGAGCAUUUUAUCAGGACCAAGAAAUACUUCAACGUGAUUUUUCAGAAGCCGCUGAAAGCGAAAUACGGAAUAUUGAGCUUCUACCGAAGCCGUUACAAGUUCGCGGAGACAAGUUCUCGAAAGCAGGUCAAACAAAAUGGACACAUCUUGCCAAUGAAGAUACCAGCAGGAAAGACUCUUCUUGGUAUGAUUCGAGAAAUCCCGUUUUACAAAAAACACUCCGCCGUUUGGGUGGUCUUCAUGAUGAUGAUUUUCCAUCUAAAAAACAUAAAAAAUAA
Schizosaccharomyces japonicus yFS275 is the source of this 1056-nucleotide messenger RNA. Its product is annotated as microfibrillar-associated protein family protein. NCBI's taxonomy places the organism in Eukaryota, Fungi, Ascomycota, Schizosaccharomycetes, Schizosaccharomycetales, Schizosaccharomycetaceae. Gene Ontology annotation, cellular component: U2-type spliceosomal complex. The transcript has a single exon. Bases 1 to 1056 code for a protein of 351 amino acids. The record is from RefSeq and is a predicted model, not a curated record. Gene Ontology annotation, biological process: mRNA cis splicing, via spliceosome.